AUGGAGGUCACAGCGCUCUGCGUCAGACUGCUGAUGACUGUGUUGUUGCAGCUGGUCGCACGCGUCGACUCCAGUGAUUCCCAAAAAGCCGAUGCAGCGUUUCCUCGCGUUGAUCCAAACAGACCGCAGUUCUUUGAACACGAGUCCAUUAUGAUCAGCUGUGAGGGGCUGCAGGGUCUGACUGGAUGGAGAGUGAUGAAGAAGAUUAAAGGAGAUACUCGAACAUGUGCUUCUAUCUGGUCGACAUCAACGGGACCCUGCAAAAUAGAUACUGCCUACCCAGACCUGGACAGUGGAGAGUACUGGUGUGAACUGGGAGCAAAGAAAAGCAGCACUGUCAACAUCACUGUCACUGCUGGCUCAGUGAUCCUGGAGAGUCCUGUCCUUCCCGUAACGGAGGGAGACGCCGUGACUCUGAGCUGCAGAAACAAGCAGAUGUCCUCCAACCAAACCACUCAGUUCUUUAAAAAUGGAUACCUUAUGGACAGCAGCCCGACAGGAAACCUGACCAUCCGCAGUGUUUCCAAGUCUAAUGAGGGCUGGUACACGUGCAGCGUGUCCGAAGGCGUAUCGUCACCACAGAGCAGGCUGACUGUCAGAGAACACACACCGUCAGCAGAUAAAGAGCGUCAUCACGACCCGCCGCUCUCUCUGCCGCUCUGCAUCGGUGUCGCUGCUCUCAUCGUGGCUCUGCUGCUGCUGCUGCUGGGAUUAUUACGAUGGAGGAAACAUCAAAUAAUCACAACCGUUCCAGAAACGCCAUCCCCUCAUCCCUCUAUCCAGGCCAUCUCCCCUCCACUAACAGGUGACCAAACCUCCUGA
This is a messenger RNA of Plectropomus leopardus (leopard coralgrouper), 822 nucleotides long. The record is from RefSeq and is a predicted model, not a curated record. NCBI's taxonomy places the organism in Eukaryota, Metazoa, Chordata, Actinopteri, Perciformes, Serranidae.